CUCUGUAUCUACAAAAAUCAUGUGACUGAUCGUAGAACAGAAACAAGAGGCGUUUGUUUCCGACACUGUGAGAGCCCGCCGGUGUACCACACUCCCUCUCGCUCACUCUGCUUCUCUCUCAUCCACCGGGCUGGGAGACUCCAGCAGCCUGCAAGGGAAACAGCGAGGAGGGGGAGAAGAAAAAGGAGCGACGGCGAUGGCGAGCAUCAACAUGGAGCCGAGACCGCUGCUGCGGCUGCUGGGGCUUGUCUCGGUCCUAUUGGCCUUCCUCACGGCUCAUGUCCGGUGUCUUAACGGCGAUGAGGACCAGAGCCAGGACACGGAGUGCAAAAUGAAGAGUGUCACCGUGUCGGCGCUGCCGUUUUUGAGAGAGAAUGACCUGAGCAUCAUGCACAGUCCAUCGGCCUCUGAGCCCAAGCUGCUGUUCUCCGUUAGAAAUGAUUUUCCCGGAGACGUCGUGGUGGUGGACGACCUGGAAAACACCGAGCUCCCCUAUUUCGUCUUGGAGAUCUCUGGGAACUCGGAGGAUAUCCCUCUGGUGCGCUGGCGGCAGCAGUGGCUGGAGAAUGGCACUCUACUUUUCCAUAUCCACCACCAGGACGGCAGCUUGAGCCUCCCAGACCCGACAGAGGACCCAGCCAACGAUUCUACGAAGGAAGAGCUUCGCAUCCUACACAUCUCUGUGAUGGGCGGGAUGAUCGCCCUUCUGCUGUCCGUCCUGUGCCUCGUCCUGAUCCUGUAUACCCGCAGGCGCUGGUGUAAACGCCGCCGCAUUCCCCAGCCCCAGAAGAGCGCCAGCGCUGAGGCGGCUAAUGAGAUCCACUACAUCCCGUCAGUGCUGAUGGGAGGCCAAGCCCGGGAAAGCUUAAGGAACUCUCGGGGUCAGGGGCCAAACUCCAGCGGAACCCUCAGCAUCCGGGAGACGCCGAUUUUGGAUGGGUAUGAGUAUGACAUUACGGACCUGCGUCACCACCUGCAGCGGGAGUGCAUGAAUGGGGGGGAGGAAUUCGCCAGCCAAGUUACCCGUACCCUGGACUCCCUUCAGGGCUGUAAUGACAAGAAUAACAUGGACCUUACACCAGUGAGUGACAACACCAAGUUGGCCCUGAUGAACAAAUACAAGGACAACAUCAUCGCCACCAGCCCUAUUGACAGCAACCACCAGCAGAACACCCUGCUUCCGCACAACACCUCCACCAGCCAACGCAAACGCCUCUCCAGCAACACCCGUGCGGGUUCAACUUUCUUGAACCCAGACGGGGACUCUGGGACGGAGGCAGACAGCGAGCCUCAGCUGGCCUUUUACACCGACCCUAACCGCAGUCGACGCCGGAGUCGAGGUAUGAGAAAUGGUAACGCCAACAGCGCGUGGGGCUCUGGGGCAGGUUCCCCGCGGAGCCCCAUCAAUAAGACCACCCUGACUCUGAUCAGUGUCAUCAGCUGCGUGAUCGGCCUGGUUUACUCAUCUCACCUCUCCUGCAGCCUAUCAGUCCGAGUAAUCUUACAUGUGCCGGAGCAUCUCAUCGCUGACGGUUCAAGAUUCAUUUUGCUGCAGGGAAGCCAGUUGGACGCUUCAGAUUGGCUCAACCCGGCCCACAUCUUGUUGUAUCACCAGCAGAAUGCCAGCGGACCCUGGGUGAGCGAGCUGUGUGGCAGACGCCUGCUGGAUCCCUGUGAGCACCAAUGUGACCCUGAAACAGGAGAAUGCCUUUGCCUAGAUGGUUACAUGAAGGACCCUGUUCACAAGCAUCUCUGCAUCCGCAGUGAGUGGGGGCCCAAUCAGGGUCCCUGGCCUUACACCAUCUUCCAGCGCGGUUUUGAUCUUGUGAUGGGAGAACAACCUUCUGAUCGUAUUUUCAGAUUCACAUACACCUUGGGAGAAGGAAUGUGGCUGCCACUGAGUAAAAGCUUCGUGAUCCCCCCUGCCGAGCUCGCCAUCAACCCAUCAGCCAAAUGCAAGACAGACAUGACAGUGAUGGAGGAUGCGGUGGAUGUGAGGGAGGAGCUGAUGAUCAGUUCGUCCUUUGACUCCUUGGAGGUUCUCCUGGACUCUUUUGGACCCGUCAGAGACUGCAGCAAAGACAACGGAGGCUGCAGCCGCAACUUCCGCUGCAUAUCUGACCGAAAGCUCGAUUCCACUGGAUGUGUGUGCCCUCCAGGGCUAAGUCCAAUGAAAGAUGGGACCGGGUGUUAUGACCACCACAUUGGCAUCGACUGCUCCGAUGGCUUCAAUGGUGGAUGUGAGCAGCUGUGUCUCCAACAGCUGGCCCCUCUAGAGGAUGACCCUACACUCUACAACAUCCAGAUGUUCUGUGGGUGCAUUGAGGACUACAAGCGUGGUCCUGAUGGAAGGUCGUGCCUGCCGCUAUCUGAAGCUUGCACUGAGGGUAUAGACUGUGGUGAAGCAACAGAUAUCCCUGCAAACCAGACUGUGUUUGGAGACCUUUUCUACGGAUACAACAACCACACCAAGGAAAGCACCUCCGGACAGAUUCUAAAGGCCACAUUCAGGCAGAAGAACUUUGCCCGAGGCAUCGAACAGCAGCUCCCAGAUGGCAUGGUGGUGGCAUCGGUGCCAACGGAGGUUCAGUGCCACGAGGAGCUGUCAGACCCUGUGCCCGACCCAGAAUACCUCACGGGGAUGGUGAACUAUAGCGAGGUCUCUGGCUAUCCCCUCGUUCAGCACUGGAGUCUUCGCUCUGUGUUGUACCACGUCAAACUCAACCAGUGGGUCCUGUCUCAAGCUUUCAGCUCAGCUGUCCAUUCUUUAGAUGGGGCGACCCAGCGGAGCGACUUUGUCUCCAUCCUCAGGGAGUUCGGGAACCACUAUGUCCAGGAGGCAGUGUACGGCUUUCAGGAGUCCUGCACCAUCUGGUACCCCAACAAACAGGUUCAAAGGCAGCUAUGGCUGGAAUACCAGGACAUCAGCAAAGGUAACUCUCCUUCAGAGGAGUCAGAGGAACGUGACAAGGAGGCCAGGACGCUGACCUACCCAGCGUACAUUGCCAGCCUCCUGGACACAGGCGCUAAACGCAUGGCAGCUGGGGUCCGAAUGGACUGCAGUAGUCAGGGCCAGUGUCCGCGCUCCUGCCACCUCUGCCACAUGAGCCCGAGGCCGGCUCAAGGGCGGCAGCAGUCUGAGCCUGUCCUUCUGAAGAUCACCAAAGCUGCACCCAUCUAUGAGCUGGUGUCCAACAACGAGACCUACCAGGCCAUUCAGGAGGCAAUGAUGAGCAUGCUGUGGUGCUCAGGUAAAGGAGACGUCAUCGACGACUGGUGUCGGUGUGAUUCCAGCGCUUUUGGCUCAGACGGACUGCCCACCUGCGCCCCACUUCCUCAACCUAUGCUGAAGCUGUCUUACACCUACGAGCCCAGCAGCUCAUUGGUCAUCAUGGAGUGGAACCACACCGAGCCACCAAUUGGUGUGCGGAUCGUCGAUUACCUCAUCAGCCAAGAAAAGGUGACGGAAAGGACCGACCACUCUAAAGUUGAGACAGAAACCCUUUUGAGCUUUGUGGACGACAUCCUGUCUGGGGCCAGGUCUCCUUGUGUGAUGUUGGGGGACAUCCCCAACCUUCUAUCCUCAUCCAUCAGCAUGAUAAUUCGCUGUCUGGAGCCUGACACGACAUACAUGUUUCGACUGUGGGCAGUAGACAAUACAGGACGCCGCUCCAGUCCCAGUGAGGUCACCAUCAAAACUCCAUGUCCAACUGUGGAUGACGUCAAAGCACAGGAAAUUGCAGAUAAGAUCUAUAAUCUGUUUAAUGGCUACACUAGUGGUAAAGAGCAGCAGACAGCCUACAACACACUUAUGGACCUGGGAGCUCCCACGUUGCACCGUGUGCUUUACCACUACAACCAGCGCUACGAGACCUUUGGAGAAUUCACCUGGAGGUGUGAAGAUGAGCUUGGUCCAAGGAAGGCCGGCCUCAUCCUCUCCCAGUUAGAUGAACUCUCUCCCUGGUGUAAGGGUCUCCUUCAGGAGCCGAAGAUCGGACUUCGCAGGAUGUCCCUCAAGUUCCUCUCCUGCCGUUACACUGACACCAAGGUCUUUGGGCUCAACUGGUCGGCCAUGGGGCCGGACGUACACAAGGCCUGUGACGAGCAGAUGCUCACUGUCAUGUAUAACGACUACGGCGAGCCCAAGGAGCUCUAAAGGUUUGGGUUUGAAGAGAUUUAAUUAUACACCCAGAAGAAGAAGAAAAAAAAACAGGUUUUACAUGCAUUUCUAUAAUGUGGCGUUUAUGGUCAUAUAUUUAAAUGCCACACAUUAUUUAAAAAGUCAUUUAGUCUGUUUACCAUUUACUACAGUAAUGGCUUCAGAACUAAUUUAUAAUUAGCAUUAACAUUAAUAACAAUGACUUGUGGUGCCUGGUCGUCUCUCGGAUUAAAAUGUGUAUUAAUCUGCACCUCUUUGUUGUACUUUGAGCUGUUUUAAGUUAACUCCUUCCUUUCAGUGGAGGCUAAACCGUAAAUAAAAUCUUGUGACAUUUAACUCUAGAUUAACGCUUACAGCCGCUCUUUCAUGGCCUGGCCCCGGUCUCAUUCUUCAUUCCUGUGUAAGACAGCAAUGUAGCUUUUAGAUAGAUUUUACCUUCAUUAUCUUUUGAUGAACAUUACUGGGAGUCUUCUCAUGUGAAACAACUACAUGUAACAUGGGAUCUAACUGUUUUAUGAGCAACUAAAGCCAAUGUGUGUCUUUCAUUUGAAUCUUAUUAGUAGUUGUGAAAUAUUGAGGCAGGACUGGACUAUCCUAAAAGACAUGAAAAUCAAACGUGGAUAUAAAACAUUAUUAUCUUGAAAGAGUUUUUUUGUUUGUUUGUUUUUGACAACCAAGCACAACUCCAGUCCUGAAGACUUCUUUUUCUCUUAUUUGAUCCUCAUCUGAGUGAAUGCCAUGACUGGCAUUUACUCAUCAUUGGGG
This is a messenger RNA of Melanotaenia boesemani (Boeseman's rainbowfish), 4924 nucleotides long. It is a transcript of the gene astn1, whose product is annotated as astrotactin 1. The coding region runs from base 197 to 4156 and encodes 1319 amino acids. Gene Ontology annotation, molecular function: protein binding. Gene Ontology annotation, biological process: neuron cell-cell adhesion; neuron migration. NCBI's taxonomy places the organism in Eukaryota, Metazoa, Chordata, Actinopteri, Atheriniformes, Melanotaeniidae. The record is from RefSeq and is a predicted model, not a curated record. The transcript is spliced from 24 exons.